AUCUGUCCGCCCAGUGUUUGUCGAGGGCAGCUUUUUUUUCAGUGACAUUUUUGACAGAGCGUGGUUGAUCGCACAGCAAGACUCUCUAGUAGUUGUGCUGCGGGAGGGGACGUGGUUAUCUGCACUGGGGCUGGCUGGUAUUGCCCUGGACGAGCACAGCAGGACCCGAGUGGACGUGUCGUUCCCUUGUAGUCGUUAGCUCCGCGGGAGGAUCUCUAGUGCAGAGAUCAAGAGCUGGUGUUCUGAGAGCUACUGCUGUGCUGCUUGAGCAAGACGGAUCGCUAGGAAUGAUGAUGCCCGCUUUCAAGUUGAGCACGUCGUCUCGUGUGCUGAUCGUUGCACUGUUGUCUCUACUCUGCGUGGACGUCAGUAGCGCCCUGAUUUGUCAUUGUAACGAUGCGAGUAUAUGCGGUUCCAGCGCCACGACCUGCAGUGUAGCGAACGACGGCAAAGCUGCUUGUCUGACGCACGUCUACGACAAUGGUACGCAGUUCACUUUGCUCUGCUCCGCCGCAGGCAGUGAGUGUCCGAGAGCUGGCGAUCCUGUGGGAGACGAAGGCACAUACACGCUCUGCUGUCGGUCCAACCUGUGCAACGAUGGAGAAGUUAAUGUCAUGACUGCGCCGCAUGCUCCCGAGCCAAUCAAUGUACCACCGAGGUCGGAGGGAAAGCUGCGCUGCGACUGUCAAGUCCACGACUGCAAGGAUGACGCAGCGACGGGCAAGCGGAAGAAAGCGCACUGCGUGGUGCGCGACGGCUGGUGCGCCACCAAGACAAGGGUAAACCCGCUCUCGGCCAUAUUUGGCAGGAACCUGCCACCGCAGACCAUCCGCUACUGCACGACAGACUAUAGCGAAUGUUCGGCGGGGUUCCAAGGAGAUUCCAACGUGCUUUGCUGCAGUAACAGACGCUUUUGCAACGAGGGCCUCAGUCCUAGUCUAUCGGCUGGGGAUUUGCAUCGUAUUCCCACCGACCCAAGAGAUAAUCCGAAAGUAUCACCCAUUACCACCCAGCCACCCAGGGAGGACCCUACGGAAGUGAGACGAGUGUGGUGCCACUGCACGAAUCCAGUGCAGUGCAAUGAAACCUUUCCCUUCUGCCAAACCUCCGGCGAAUGCCAGUACAAGCCGAGUAUGGUGCGCGGCCUCAAGCCGAUUAUGCAAUGCGUUGAGCCAAAGAACUUUCACCUGUGUGUACCCGGGGCGCCAUGCUGCACGGAGCACUGCUGCAAUGGCCAGGGUCUAUGCAAACCGAUCAGCACAUCAACAGAUGAGGGCCCCACAACACAACACCCUGAGUACGACUGCCACUGCCACAACUGCAUACAGAACUACCGCUGCCCGAGCCGCCAUGGUUGCUUCUUCCGUUACAACAACGUCACCAAGGAAACAGAGCAGGACUGUCUCCGCGACGAGCACAGCGCUCUGGUUUCGUGCACGCCGACGUUUUCACGCACUCGUCACCUGACAGAAUACUCAAGGGUCGUUGGCGACGUGCAUUUCUACUGCUGCCGAGGGCACAACUGCAACGAGAAACAUCCUGCAUUUCCCGAUGUUGUUGGCCAGAAGAGACUGGUAUGCGCGUGCAGUGGUGAGCGAUGCACGCAGGCAAUAGACAUCUGCGCCACCACUCUGGACGGCGGCCAUUGCUACAGUGGCAGCGAGGGACAGUUCUGUCUGGGACCGGAUGACCAUGAGGGAGAGCAUCUGAGGCUCUGCUCCGGAAAUGCUACCUGCUGCAAUAGCAACUUCUGCAACAAGAAUGCCACGUCUGGUCCAAGCAUAGUAGCUACGACCUCACCAAGUCAGUCAACCACACGACUCCCGAUCACGACAUCGACAAGUCAAGAGACUAGCAACAGUGGCAGCCGCGUCACGAACAAAUACGAAUCGCUCUUCAUCAGCGUGUCCAUAUCCAUUGCCAUGGUGAUGUGCGUGGCCAUAAUAGUCGUCGUCAUGGUGUGCAAGCAUCAGAAGUCGGCCAAGGAGGCGCGACAGCAGCGACUCAGCAAGUACCGCCGAAAGCCGCCCAUCAACCUACCCACAAGCACAUUUGACGCGAUGCCGGUGAUGCAUCAACUGUCGGCAUGGCAGCACCAGCAGAUGCAGGCCAGUCUCUCGAUAGACAGCGCCGACUGCCAGCCGCUGCAAAGCGGCGGCGGCGCAGGGGCAGCGACGGCAAACCGAUCUGCCAGCACCACAUCCACAUUGAUGACGGACACGGGCGGCAAUGGCUCGCAGUCGACGACGGAAGGUUCGCCACCGCACACCGUCGACAAUCGGCACAGCAGCGCUCUCAGUGCCCAGGAGACAUGCAGCCCUGAGCAGCCGCAGCGGGAUUGUUACAGCCCUGCAGACCGACAACAAUCUCCAUCUCCUCACUCACAACCAGCAGUGACCAAUUAUGCGGGACACGAUGUGGAAGCAGCAGACGACUCCAUGCUCUGAUGCACUCAGGGGUUUUCAGACCAUUCGUGACGAUCAGUACUCACUUAACGCAGUACGUACACGAGUGUGUCUGUGUAGGUGAGAGAGGGGAAGGUCUGUGCGAACACUAAAAAUGCCACUGUGAACCUUCAAUUACGCCGUAUUACCGUAGUGUUCGUGUGGGACACGCGGCAGAGAAAUAUCUAUCCACUCAACAUUCCCAGAGACGCCUUCUAAAUAUCCGACGUCCUUCGCUAGUAGCUUGAACAAAUAAACUACAAGCUUUCUUCCAUUUCCAACUGAGUUUCCUUUGAGAGCCAAUCUACUGGCUGUGGAUGAGUUCCCGACAUGACUCGUCUGGUGUGAAAACGAUCUGCUUUACAUUGAAGUGCCUCUAUUCGAACUGAUUCAAAAAUUAGAUUGCUGUAUAUGAGUAGAUAUUUGACAAAAUUAAUACACUCUAUAUUCUAAAAGGUCUCUCGUCGUCGUGAAGUCUUGAAAGUAUUUCUUAAAUGCCGCCGCGUGAUAAUGCCUGCGUAACCCAACGCACACCGCGUCCUGUUCACAAUAAUUUCAUUUUUAUGAAGCUAGUUGUAAGAUACUGUAGCUGUUAUUUCCCCCGCAUCGUAGGAAUAUAAUUACUUGUAUCUGAAGACUAGGCCUCAGUGCAUGAGCAGCACUAUGCUCGGACAACGAAAAAGGGGAAAUACCCUCUGUCCUGCCAUACAAUGCAGUACGAGCCGGUGCACGUUCUUUCACUGGCGGUCAAGCAUGGUAGUCAGUACAUAUUGACUGUCAGCUCUCAGUAUAAUUAUUAUCUUGAUAGAUCCUACCCAGCUGUGUACAAUGUAUUACUUCAAGUGUGUGUGUACAACAUGAAUACAGAGUGUGUAUGGCAUGAAUAUAUCUUUACCCUGCAUAUAAAGCUAUUAUCUGCAGCCUAUAAACUUUGAGAUAAAUUCACUGAGGCGUAUUUGCUUUCUAAUUACUAUCUCUGGACUUUUCCCGGACUGAAAGGGCCGGAACAGGA
Molecule: messenger RNA, 3456 nt
Organism: Sycon ciliatum
Lineage: Eukaryota; Metazoa; Porifera; Calcarea; Leucosolenida; Sycettidae
Exons: 8
Coding region: 288-2447 (719 amino acids)
Source: RefSeq, a predicted model, not a curated record